Panicum hallii is the source of this 339-nucleotide messenger RNA. RefSeq lists its product as uncharacterized. The transcript has a single exon. NCBI's taxonomy places the organism in Eukaryota, Viridiplantae, Streptophyta, Magnoliopsida, Poales, Poaceae. The coding region runs from base 1 to 339 and encodes 112 amino acids. The record is from RefSeq and is a predicted model, not a curated record.
AUGGGCAUCUCGCGGUCCAAGCUCUGCGCCUCCGUUUUCCCCUUCCUUGGUAUCGUCUUGGGCAUGAGGGCAUACCCCCUGGGGAACAUCGACUUGCUAGUCACGUUCGGUGACCGUAGCAACUUUGGUACCGAGACCUUGAUCUUCGAGGUUGUGGAAUUUGAGGUUUCGUACCAUGCCAUCCUCAGGCGUCCGUGCUAUGCCAUGUUUAUGGCGGUCCCCAACUGCAACUACCUCAAGCCUAAGAUGCAGGGAUCGAACGGCAUCAUCACGGUGAGCGGCUCCUUCGAGCAGGCGUAUGCCUAUGGCUGGGAGCACCGCCGUCGCCAACUCUGCUGA